CUUUUUAAACUCGAUUAAAACAUAGAAAAAGGUAUAAACAAAGAUCAAAAGAAAAGAAAGGGAAUGAAUCACGCAAUUAAAUUAGGUCGAUUGAGCUCACAAACUUUAAUAUUAUCAUCAUCUUCUGGUUUAUCAUCAGUAACUAGCAGAAAAGGAGUUGGUAGUGUGAGAUUGGUUCAAGUUAGUAUUGGUAAAGAUCCUAAGUCUGAUUUUCGCAACAUGGACAAGAACACCAAAAAUCCUGAUCAAGAGGAUAAGGAUGUAACUUGUUUGCACGUGUUACCUUAUAACAGGAAUGCGAUGGAGGAGUCAUUUGGACAAGGAUAUUCUACAAGGAGUAAUGACGAAGGGUUUGGAGGAAUUUACGGUGGCAACGACGAAUUCGCCGAUGAGGCCGGCAAUGCUGAGAUGAAAAUCACUCAGAAUCCUGGUUUUCAUGACAGCAACCAAGGGAGUAAAUUGAAGGAGAAAGAGAAAGCACGUAAUCAAACCCAAGCAAAGUAGAUUACUAGUACUAGCUACUUUUGGGCUUUAGGCACAAAAGAUCAGAUCAACCAACAUAUAAAAUCAAGCAGCACUUUUAAAUUUUAAUUAAUGUGCCUCAAGAUUAUGCUGUUGUAAUUUGUAUUGUUAAUUUUGUUCUCCAAAAUAUAAUUACAUAAUAUGCUGCGGACUUAUUAUAUCUAAUGAUGUUCCAAGAG
Messenger RNA from Chenopodium quinoa (quinoa), 701 nucleotides. RefSeq lists its product as uncharacterized. Bases 64 to 504 code for a protein of 146 amino acids. The record is from RefSeq and is a predicted model, not a curated record. Lineage: Eukaryota; Viridiplantae; Streptophyta; Magnoliopsida; Caryophyllales; Amaranthaceae. The transcript has 4 exons.